UGUUGGUGAUGUCCAUUCCUCCUGAUCAGCUGUGCCUCACUCCUGUCCUAGAGUCAAUUCAGUAUAUACUGGAGGAGGUGUUGGAGCUACCGGGCAAGCUCUGCAGACAGUGGUUGGAAAUGAGAGGACUCUCCGUGAUUGGUGUCCCUCUCCCGUCAAAACCCAUCGUCGUAUUGGGCUUGACUGUCUAGAUUAAGAGCGAGGGCACAUUUUGAUAACCAUUCAUGCACAAGUUUUCAAUUUGUGAAAGUGCAUGUAAGCCA
Geodia barretti is the source of this 263-nucleotide messenger RNA. The record is from the annotation of a GenBank genome assembly. Lineage: Eukaryota; Metazoa; Porifera; Demospongiae; Tetractinellida; Geodiidae.